AUGCAGAAGCCUAAAUACAACUUAGGUUACGUCUCCAACCAGCCCAAGUUGUACGACGGAUACCGAAAAACUCAAAUUUCAGAUGACGAGGGCCUCGAGGCAAUGGUCAGAUUCCAACUCUACGGCAAGAAAUAUCCAGCUGUUCGCAUACUAGUCGAUGUAGAGAAGACCGAGGAGCCUUCCAAGCAGGGUAUCCUCGUGCAUAGGCAGGAAACUCACAAGCUAUCAGCCCGGCCCGUUCCCAUAAGUAGUGCAAGCGCAAGACAGGAAGGUAGCUCUGGGCACAUAUCCCGACCUAAACGAAAUCAGUCUGGAAGCUUAUCGUGUGAUGUGAUCGACCUGACCAAGGACGAACAUGGACCUACCCCACCAUCUACUCCGCAGAAGCACAAGAAAGGGGGUGACGACACAGAUUCUGAGACAGAGAAAAAGCGCCAGCAACGCGAGGAGAAAGAGGAGCGAGAACAGCAGUCGUAUGAGCUGUGGGCACGUUCGCGAGAUGCGAUUAUCAAAGCCAAGGGAAAGGCGAUGGAACGCUGCACCCUAGAUGAGUGGGAGACAGCAGGGGAUUUCUUCGGCCUUGAAAAGGGAACACUACGAAAAGGAGAACCAAUCAAGCUUCACAGCGGCUGGGAUAUCUCAGGCUCUUGGUUCCCCUAUCAGCUUGUCGAGGUAUAUCAACUCUACAUGAUGGAACUCUCCGACCGCAAUGGCUUCAUCUAUGGGAACAUGAUGGGUCUUGGUAAGACUCGGUCGUCCUUGGGCAUCAUUCUAGUUGGAUAUAUCCACCUUCUCAUGUGGCUUGAUAGGAUCGACAACCCUAGCCAACACAUACGCUUCGACGCAUCGGAACUUGGCGCCACCCUCGAAUGUCCUUCACAGAGCAAAUUCCCCUUCACUUGCUUCUGUAACCCAAACUCACACAUCUACAAGAAGGAGCCGCGAAUAGCCCCCACGCUAGUCAGUGGUUCAGGCAAGUCAUCUGAUGCGUGGAAAGAUGAAGUUCUGGCAAUGGGUCUUCUCAAGUCGAAGUGGUGCAAUCCCAAUCAGCCCUUUGCACUACGUGUGUGUGCCAUGGACAAGAAAGCUAUCUUUGGGCUCGAUGAAUUGUCGAAGAGCGAGUGGGUCGAAAUGAGAGUUCGAAUCGACGCCCAAAACGCACUUGAUACCAGGAACAGCAGAGUGAGGCCUCAAGAGUAUGUAUACAACAAACAGAAGUAUUCAGAGACUGUCUAUUGGGAUAUUCAAUCGCCAAUUGAGAACCAUCCUCGCGCCACUCUCGAGCGACCCUCUCCAACAUCAGGUCGUUUUAUUCUAAUAUGCGGAGAGCACUCCCUCAAGACCCGGAUUCUGGACAUGUGCCGUGUCUUUGUAGAGGUGCAGCGCGACACACAUUACAAGAAAGGCAUACGUCACGAAACAGAACGAAUCCAGGCUGAUGCAUACUCAGUUAUAUGGGGCCGGACAAUCUUCGAUGAGUUUCACAAUAGCAAGAGCGAAGAUACUCAGUUCGCUCAGCUCUAUAAGCGAAUGCGCAUCACUAACCGUGGCUAUCAAUGGAAAUCGUGGGCAAUAUCAGGAACACCAAUGGAGAAUGGUUUGCGCGAAAUGCUGAUCUUCAUCACUUUAGCUCUCAGGGGGGUUGAGAACGAUCAUGGAGUGUCCAACUGGAAGAAACAGAUCAAGCAGAAUGGCGAUCUGGAGUUAGUGUCGAAGAACUAUGUGUACGACCUAAUCGAGAAGACUGUUACGGCAAAUUCCAAGCAAUACCUUAACGGCAUACACAUGAGCAACCGAUGGCGGAAGAUUUCGGAAAAGGCGGCCAAGACUAACGCCGAAGAAGCAAUGAAAGUGGAUGAUUAUAAUCAACUCCUCGAUGACGGCGCUCAGGUCAUCUCCCAUUUCAUGCUGCGGCGAACACUUCAGACACGUGACCCAUGGGGAAAAAGUAUCACCAUUCUCCCCGGGAUGUUUGAGGUGAAAGUAAGGCCAUGUAAUAGUGGAAAUUGGUCUAGGACUAUAGAAGAGAUGGUCAACCACUACCUUCCCGGAAAGAAGCCUAGCGAUAUCUUCUCUCGCUCGGACAUGAUAGCGAUUGGUACAUACCCCGGCCUAGCGGCAUACAAGGCAGAGCUUGUAGCUGCAGACUAUGAGAAUAAUUAUCACUGCCUUCAUAGCGAAGCGCUACAGUCUCAAUUCUGCAACCUAGAGACUGCACCAUUCAAAGACGAGCUCGACAAUCUCAUCAGAGGCAGCACAAAGCUACAGCAAAUCACCGAAAUCUGUCAGGAGGUCAUGAACUCACAGCGCCCGAACCCCAAGUACAGCCGUAACGCUAUAACCUCAAACGAACCACAAAAUCUGCCUGCGAAAAUUCUCAUCAUGACGUACAAACCAAUAACGAGCUUGGUUACGUAUUUUGCACUUAGUAGACAGUUCAAGCAAGAUAACGUACUUCUGUUGCCUGGAAGCUUGGACAGAAAUACCUUGAAGGAGCGACUAGACAAGUGGAAAGAUCCUACCGGUCCGCGAAUCAUGGUCCUUUCAAUGUCUUUCGCAGAGGCAAUCACCUUGACUGAAGCGAACUAUAUUGUCAUCAUGGAGCCUCAAGACCGACAGGCAAAACAGGAACAAGCGUUGUUUCGCAUAUACCGCAUCGGCCAGCUAGCAAAGGUUUGCUACGGGUUCAUCUUGUUCAAUCCAGAGUCUGAAAUUGAGGUUGGCAUACUUAAUCGGCAGCGGUUUAAGACGAUGUCACGAGACAUGAUUACGGAGGCUGAAAAACGAAAGAUGGUGACGUCGGCACAGAUUGACUGGGAAAAUACGGUGGAUGAUGUGCCAUAUGAGAUUGAUGGAUUGACUUGCUAG
This is a messenger RNA of Bipolaris maydis ATCC 48331, 2868 nucleotides long. RefSeq lists its product as uncharacterized. NCBI's taxonomy places the organism in Eukaryota, Fungi, Ascomycota, Dothideomycetes, Pleosporales, Pleosporaceae. The record is from RefSeq and is a predicted model, not a curated record. Gene Ontology annotation, biological process: double-strand break repair via homologous recombination. Gene Ontology annotation, molecular function: ATP-dependent chromatin remodeler activity; ATP binding. Gene Ontology annotation, cellular component: nucleus; cytoplasm.